Ornithorhynchus anatinus (platypus) is the source of this 3394-nucleotide messenger RNA. RefSeq names its product mannosidase alpha class 2B member 1 (gene MAN2B1). NCBI's taxonomy places the organism in Eukaryota, Metazoa, Chordata, Mammalia, Monotremata, Ornithorhynchidae. Gene Ontology annotation, biological process: mannose metabolic process. The record is from RefSeq and is a predicted model, not a curated record. Gene Ontology annotation, cellular component: lysosome. The coding region runs from base 16 to 3030 and encodes 1004 amino acids. Gene Ontology annotation, molecular function: carbohydrate binding; alpha-mannosidase activity. The transcript has 24 exons.
CGAGUCGGGGCCGUGAUGGCUGCUGGCCGGCCGGGCCCGCGGGGGCGAGUGUCGCCGCUGCUGCCGCUGCUGCUGACGCUGCUGACGGCGAGGGACGCUCGCGGGUGCGGCUACGAGUCCUGCCCAGCCACUCAGCCCUCCAUGCUCAAUGUCCACCUCCUCCCUCACACUCACGAUGACGUCGGCUGGCUCAAGACUGUGGACCAGUAUUUCUAUGGAGUGCGGAAUGACAUCCAGCACGCGGGGGUGCAGUACAUCUUGGAUUCGGUGGUGCCCGCUCUUCUGGCUGAUCCCACGCGGCGCUUCGUGUAUGUGGAGGUCGCCUUCUUCGCCCAGUGGUGGCACCAGCAGACGCCCCAGAUGCAGAAGGCGGUGCGGGAACUAGUCGACCAGGGGAGGCUAGAGUUUGCCAACGGCGGCUGGUGCAUGAACGACGAGGCGGCGAGCCACUACAAUGCCAUCAUCGACCAGCUAAGCCUGGGACUGCGCUUCCUGCAGGGCACGUUUGGGAGUUGCGGCCGGCCUCGGGCUGCCUGGCACAUUGACCCCUUCGGCCAUUCCCGGGAGCAGGCUUCACUCUUCGCCCAGAUGGGUUUUGAUGGCUACUUCUUCGGUCGCCUGGACUAUCAGGACAAGAAGAAUCGGGAAAGCAAGCGGGAGAUGGAACAGAUCUGGAGAGCGAGUACCAGCCUGGAACCUCCCACUGCCGACCUCUUCACCAGCAUCCUCCCCAAUGGUUACAAUCCCCCACUGGGCUUGUGCUGGGAUGUGCUCUGCUCCGACAACCCCGUGGUGGAUGAUCCUGGGAGCCCAGAAUACAACGCCAAACAGCUGGUCAGCUACUUCCUCGAGACAGCUGCCACCCAGGCCAAGCACUACCGCACUAACCACAUCGUCAUGACCAUGGGUUCCGAUUUCCACUAUGAGAAUGCCAACCUGUGGUUCAAGAAUAUGGAUAAGCUCAUCCGCCUUGUAAAUGCCCAGCAACAAAAUGGUAGCCGGGUACACGUCCUCUACUCCACUCCAAGUUGCUACCUAGGGGCGCUCAACAAAGCCAACUUGACCUGGUCCUUGAAGCAGGAUGACUUCUUCCCAUAUGCGGACGGCCCCCACCAGUUCUGGACGGGAUACUUCACCAGCCGCCCCGCCCUCAAACGCUACGAGCGGCUCAGCAACAACUUCUUGCAGGUGUGUAACCAGCUGGAGGUGCUGGCAGGGCCAGCGGCCAUGGCGGGACCCUAUGGGUCGGGAGACAGCAGCCUGCUCAGAGAGGCUAUGGCCGUGGCCCAGCACCACGACGCCGUCAGCGGCACCUCCAAGCAGCAUGUGGCCGACGACUACGCUUGGCAACUGGCGAGAGGCUGGAAGUCAUGCCAGGUGGUGGUGAGCAACGCGCUGGCUGGCCUGGGGCGCACCAAGAUGGAUUUCACCUUCUGCCACGGACUCAACAUCAGCGUCUGUCCCCUGAGCGAGGGGGCUGCCAGCUUCCGCACCAUCCUCUACAAUCCUUUGGGCCGGCGGGUGAGCUGGCCUGUUCGACUGCCCGUGAACGGCACCGCCUACACGGUGCGGGACCCUGGUGGACAGCCCGUCCCCAGCCAGGUGGUGCCUGUGUCUAAUUUUACCCGGGCAGUGAGGGGAGACCAGGGAGCCGCCCCCCGGGAGCUCCUCUUCAUGGCCUCUGCUCCUGCCCUUGGCUUCAGCGUUUACACCGUCACCUCUGUCACCAGCCGGGUCCCCUCUUCUCGGGCCUCUGAGCCCCUCCUUGUGAAACAGCCCCAGCAGAUUCAGAAUGAGCAUCUCCGGGUCCUCUUUGAUCCUGCUACUGGGCUGUUGAGUGAGAUCCAGAACCUGGACUCGGGCAUCUCCCUGCCAGUCAGGCAGGCCUUCUACUGGUACAACGCUAGCGUUGGCAAUGACCAGAAUGCCCAGGCCUCAGGCGCCUACAUCUUCAGACCCAACCGCUCUGAGCCGUUCCCUGUGAGUCCCAGGGGCCGUGUGCAGACCCAGCUCCUGCAGACACCGCUGGUUCAGGAAGUUUAUCAGAACUUCUCAGCCUGGUGCUCCCAGGUGGUCCGGCUGCGACCUGGGCAGCGGCACGUGGAGCUGGAGUGGACACUAGGACCCCUGCCCAUCGAGGAUGGCUGGGGUAAGGAGGUCAUCAGCCGCUUCGACACACUCCUGGAGAGCAAUUUGCUCUUCUAUACGGACAGCAAUGGCCGGGAGAUCCUGGAGCGGAGGUAUGACCACCGGUCCAGCUGGAACCUAAACCAGACGGAGCCCGUGGCCGGAAACUAUUAUCCCGUCAACAGUCGUAUCUAUAUCAAGGACAAGCAAGCGCAGCUGACCGUGCUGACCGAUCGCUCCCAAGGGGGCAGCAGUCUCCGGGAGGGAUCUCUGGAGCUCAUGGUGCAUCGGCGGCUGCUGUAUGAUGAUGGCAGAGGGGUCGGGGAGCCACUCCUGGAACCCGGCACAAACAAGGAGGGGUUGGUGGUGCGGGGGAGGCACCUGGUGCUUGUGACCCCCCCACAGUCCGCUGCCUCGGCCCACCGGCUCCUGGCCCAGCAGGAAUUCAUGGCACCCCAGCUCCUCCUGGCCCUCCGUGGGGGCACCCCCUACCAUCCAGCCACACUUGGCUUGACACAGUUCUCGGCCCUGAAGCGAGAGUUACCACCCCAGAUUCACCUGUUGACCUUGGCCCAGUGGGGCCCAGACACCGUUCUGCUGCGCCUGGAGCACCAGUUUGAAGCGGGGGAGUGUGCCAACAUGUCCUUGCCCAUCACCCUUAACCUACAGGACCUGUUCACCUUCAACAUCACCGCCCUCAAGGAGACCACCCUGGGGGCCGAUCAGGCCAAAGCCAAGAUGAGCCGCCUGCAGUGGAGAGAGCGUGCGAGCUCCUCUGCCCGUGGCCCCCUGUCCGGGCCGCCUCCACUGGACCCCUUGACCGUCACCCUGCAGCCCAUGGAGAUCCGGACUUUCUUGGCCACCGUCCAGCAGCUGCCGUCCCGACCGGGCAGGCCAGGGUAGCGUAGCCUUGGGCCACCUCCUGCUGAGCCCUGUGUUGAGCACUACAGACCAACGCUACCACUAAGAUGAUCUGAGCCCUGCCCUGACCCCAUCCCUCUCUCAGACUCUCAUUGCCACCUUCUCCUCACCCCUUGGUAACUGGGCUGAGAGCGGGAAAUAUGACACCCUAAGAGGGCAGACCGGGCAAUGUGGGCACUGAGCAGGGCCAGGGAGAAGACCCCCUCAGACAGCGCCCUACCCUCUGUUAUCCCAUCUGUAGCUGCUCACCUUCACACCACCACUCAUACUGUCCCUGGAAGAACAUUCCUCUCCACUCCUCCCCCGCCACCGCUACUAAUGAGCCAAUAAAGUAUUUCCAUUCUGA